Messenger RNA from Cydia amplana, 829 nucleotides. RefSeq names its product RNA transcription, translation and transport factor protein. NCBI's taxonomy places the organism in Eukaryota, Metazoa, Arthropoda, Insecta, Lepidoptera, Tortricidae. Gene Ontology annotation, biological process: tRNA splicing, via endonucleolytic cleavage and ligation. Gene Ontology annotation, cellular component: tRNA-splicing ligase complex. The coding region runs from base 91 to 771 and encodes 226 amino acids. Gene Ontology annotation, molecular function: RNA binding. The record is from RefSeq and is a predicted model, not a curated record. The transcript has 4 exons.
AAUAGGUUUUUAACCUACGCUUUGCACGCGAAAACUAAUAUUUUAUAUUUUUAUUUUCGCAAUAGUAAGCAGAGUUAUAGCAACAUAAUUAUGAAUAACAUGUUCAAACUAAAACUGUCCGCACUGGGACACCCAAAUCCUGAGAGCUUUAACUGCAAUGAUAAAACAGAGUACAGAAGUGUAGUUCUAUGGCUCGAAGACCAGAAGAUAAGACAUUACAAAAUUGAAGAGCGGGAAGGGCUUAGGCAAAUCGAAGCGGACGAAUGGGAUGCGGCGUAUGACACAUAUCAGAAGGACCUCGUAAGCCCUGUUAUUGGGGGCUCCCCGAAUGAGCAGCUCAACUGGCUGAUGUCGUAUGCCGUCCGGUUAGAAUACGCUGACAAUGCUGACAAGUACAAAGAGAUCAAAGUAGAGCAACCGAAACAGGCUACACCUAAUGUAGUAUCUUCAAACCCAUUGGAUAAUCUUGAUUUUUCAAGUCCAGCAUUCAAGCAAGGCAUUGACAGAGUGUCAACCCUGGCAGGAAUUGGCCCUCAUCCAGACCCCAAGCUCCGCCUGGCAGCGCUGGCCAAGAUCCUGAAAACAAAUCCUCACCCAGAACCCCCUGCAAGUGAGGCUAACCUCGUCAAGGAACCUGCUGAUGUCCUGACACUCCUCUUUGUCCAGGAUUUGAGGGAUUUGCAGACAAAGAUUAACGAGGCAUUGGUAGUGGUCCAGAAAGUUACCGCAGAUCCUCGUACAGACACAAAGCUGGGUCGUGUGGGGAGAUAAUUGUAUUUUGUUAAGUUAACAUUCGCCUUAGUGUAAAGGAUUUUUAUGAAUGACAGUU